Amborella trichopoda is the source of this 2763-nucleotide messenger RNA. Lineage: Eukaryota; Viridiplantae; Streptophyta; Magnoliopsida; Amborellales; Amborellaceae. The record is from RefSeq and is a predicted model, not a curated record.
UGUGGCCUAUCCACCAUUUCCCUCUGUUUGAAAUUGAGUGAGAGAGAGUGUACCUGCUUCUUCCUCUCUAUUUGAAAGAAGACAGAGAGGAGAGAGAGAGAUUCUCCUUCUCCAUUUUAGAGAGAGAAAGUUGGGGUGCUUGGGAGGAGAGAGAGAGCAUAAAGGCUGCAGCUUACUCGCUUUACAGCAAGCCACAUAGUACGGUUCUUGUUCUUUCUAUGUCAUCGUUGGGUUAAAUGAUUCUUGUUUUUUUGAGGUUUUGUAUUCCUUAAUGGUGUUAUUUGUAUUCGCCCCAGAACUGGUUAUCUUCUUCUAACCCUUCCAAAUCAUGGCUUUGACAAAAGCACAAUCUCUCUCUAAACCCCACUAUUUCAUUUCUUUUGUCAUUCCUCCCUCUCUUCAUUCUUAUGUUGAACAAUACUCCACAAAACCCCUUUCUCUCUCUUCAUCUCCUUCUUCUCUCACUGAGGAUGCCAUGAGCUUAACUUCUUCCUCUCCUUCUUUCAUGGUUAAUCUGCUUAUAGACUCUUUUGGGCUCUCAAAGCAAUCCGCCAUUGCCACAUCUUCACAGUUUCUCCACCUCAAAACAGAUGAGAAACCCCUGUCUGUUCUAACCUUCCUAAAACACAAUGGUGUCGAAGCAACCCACAUCCAUGACAUUAUCAGCAAGUGCCCUCGUUUCCUUGUAGCUGAUGCUGAGAAAAACCUAAAACCCAAAUUGAAAUUGCUCGAAGAUUUGGGUCUUUCUAAAUUUGAACUUGGGGCCUUCAUCUCUGCAAAUCCAUCUAUUCUUACUUAUAGCUUAAACAAAAGGCUUCUCCCUAGAAUUCUUUUCCUCAAAAGCUAUUUGGGAACCGAUGAAAACGUCUUAAGGUUUGUCAAAGGUUGUAGUUCGCUAUUGGUGUCUAAUAGAUUUCUGCCCAAUAUAAGGCACUUGGAGAGCCAUGGAAUUGGGGGCUUGAAGUUGAAAACACUCCUAUUGCAAAGGCCGCAUAGCUUCAAUUCUUAUGCAAUGAGCAAGGAGACAUGGCAGAGGAAAUUUGUGUUUUUGAAGAGUUUUGGAUGGUCAGAAGAAGAUAUUUGCACUGCUUUCCAACAGAUUCCUGUAAUCUUUUCUUUAUCAGAAGAGAAGUUGCAAGAGACUAUGGAUUAUUUUGUUGAUGAGCUUAAAUAUGAUGAGAAAUAUCGGUGUUUUCAUCCACAUAUAUUCAGUUACAGUUUAGAGAGAAGGUUGAUCCCAAGGAUUAAUCUAUUGAAAGUGUUGAGGUCAAGGGAAUUGCUGAAAAAGUAUGCCAAUUUAUCGUCAGUUAGUGUGUUAUCGAGAAGCUUCAAAAUCAUGGCCUUGACAAAAGCCCAAUCUUUCUGCAAACCCCAAUUUCUCAUUUCCUUUGUCAUUCCUCUCUCUCUUCAUUCUUAUGUUCAACAGUUCUCCACAAAACCCUCUCCUCUCACUUCUCCUUCUUCUCUCAUUAAUGAUGGAACGGCCUUACCUUCUUCUACUUCUUCUUUCAUGGUUAAUCUGUUUGUGGACUCUUUUGGGUUCUCAAAGCAAGGAGCCAUUGCUGCAUCUUCCCAGCUUCUCCAUGUCAAAACCCCUCAGAAAGCUCUCUCGGUACUAAACUUCCUCAAAGCCAAAGGUUUUGAAGCAAUCCAUAUCCAUACAAUUAUCAGCAAGCGCCCCCAUCUUCUUGCAGCCAAUGUCGAGAAAAACCUAGCACCCAAAUUCAAAUUGUUUGAAGAUUUGGGCCUUUCUAAAUUCGAUCUUGGGGCUGUCAUCUCUGCAAAUCCAACCAUUGUUACGUAUAGCUUAAACAAAAGACUUCUCCCUAACAUUCUCUUCCUUAAAAACUACUUGGAUCCCAAAGGUGUCUUGAAGAUUCUCAAAGGUCAAGGUCGUAGUUCAGUCUUGGUGUCCAAGAGAUUGCAGCCCAAUGUUAGGUUCAUGGAGAGCCAGGGAAUUGGCGGCUCGAAGUUGAGAUUACUCUUAUUGAAACAGACACGCUUAUUUGAAGUGAAGUCCAUUAGGCUUAUAGAAAUCACGGAGAAAGUUAAGGAAUUGGGUAUUGAAUCUCACUUUAAAAUGUACUCUGAUGCUGUUAGGUUCAUGAGUUCGAUGAGCAAGGAGACAUGGCAGAGGAAAUUUAAGUUCUUUAAGAGCUUUGGGUGGUCAGAAGAAGAUAUUCGUACCGCUUUCCAAAAGUCGCCUGUAAUCUUUUGUUUAUCAGAACAGAAGUUGCAAAAGACUAUGGAUUAUUUCAUCAACGAACUUAAAUAUGAUGAGAAAUAUCUGUGUUUUCAUCCACAUAUAUUCGGUUAUAAUUUAGAGAGAAGGUUGAUCCCAAGGAUUAAUCUAUUGAAAGUGUUGAGGUCAAGAAAGUUGCUGGAAAAGGAUGCAAAUUUAUCGACAAUUUGUGUUUUAUCGGAGAAGGCGUUCUUGGAGAGAUAUGUGUUAAGUUUUGUAGAAGAGGCAGAAAUUUUGCUCAAUAUUCAUAAGGGAAACAAAGAGAACUCAAGAAAUUGAUGCUGAGUCUAUGGUCUAAAACAGGCUUAAUAGCCAUUAAAAUCUGAAUUCCAUGACUCUUAUUUUGUUGUAUCUCUGAAAAAGAAGAACUGAAUGUCAAAACUUUCUGUGUUGUGAUCCUUGUAAUUUUGCCUUGCUUCUCUGUGUUCUGCAUUGUAUAAUAUAGGUUACAAGAGCAGAAAAGCUUGCUAACCUCUACACAGAUGCAAAAUUAGAUGGUAAUAAUUUUGGGUUUAUUCUAA